Manihot esculenta (cassava) is the source of this 822-nucleotide messenger RNA. RefSeq lists its product as uncharacterized. Lineage: Eukaryota; Viridiplantae; Streptophyta; Magnoliopsida; Malpighiales; Euphorbiaceae. The record is from RefSeq and is a predicted model, not a curated record. The transcript has a single exon. The coding region runs from base 1 to 822 and encodes 273 amino acids.
AUGGGCUGCUGUAUGAGCUCCAGAGCUGCAACAGAACCACGUCAACCAAAAUCCCCAGGCCACCACUGUUCUUCACCAAAACUUCCUGCACCAGAACCCAAUAGCUCUCAUGUCCCCAUAACUUCAGUUGAAGAAGAAACAGUGAAAGAAGUCCUUUCUGAAACACCCAUCUCAAAAGUACCACAAACAAGUCCAUCAGCACAACAGGAAACCACCCAAAUCCCCAUUGUCCAUGAAUCUAAAACCCAAAAGAACAAACGCAAAGAAGAAGAAGUACAAGCAGAAAGAACCCCUGAAAUCUCUCAGGCCUCCGAGAUAUGCAGCGUCACUGACACUUACUCAACGGCAACAACAGCAACUACUGCUACUGCUGUAACAGAGAUAAGAGAUGACGAGGUAACGAGCAAGAAGAGAGUCAACAGAUCUCCAUCGUCACUUCCCAGAAAGCGUCCGCACAAUGGCGAGAGAGAAAGAGGAGCCAAAACUCCUGGAAAGAGGGAGUUAUCCGGUCAGGUGAGGACUGCACAGCGUAAUGUAGGGUCUCGCAGAGUCGGAAGGGAACUAGGUGAGAAGUCUGGCCGGCGGUCAAGGUCACCAGCGACUCGGAUGUCAUCUGGUGGUGUUUUAAGGGGUGGUCGUGCGGGAGGGAGCCCCGCGAAGGUGACUGGAAAAUCCAGUGGCAGGCAAGUAGAAAUGGGAAGUGGAGCGAAGGAAGAGGAGAAAAGAGAAGAAAACGACAGCGUUUUAAAGCAGGAGCAGGGGAAUGAGUCUGCUUCUCUUGAGAAUCCACUUGUGUCCAUGGAAUGCUUCAUCUUUCUGUAA